AGCUCUGAAAGUUCAAGCAGUAGAGAAUUUACAACUUUCACAACAAGUCCGUAUACACUUGAAACCUCUCAACCCAUAGCGAUCCCCAGUGUCACUGCAAUAACCUCCAAAGAACCCUUUCCUUACCCUGACAUGGAGAUCUCUGGUAGCUCACCUGAAGAAGAUGAUUUGGAGACAAGUCCAGAUGGAUCUGGUGAGGAGGUAUCUAUUGAGACUACCAAAAAUCCCCAGGAUGAUUUUAUUGUUACAACAGAAGAGGCUGAAAUAGAUGAGGCUCAGAGUACUUCUCCACAGCUUACUGAAGAAAUAAUGUCAUCAACCCAAUCUCCACACAUGACCAGCACUGAGCCUGACAUUACUGAGCAGGGCAGUGGAGUCCUCACAGAUGAUUCUGCACUUGAGGAUGAGGGUUCAGGUACUGACUUCAUUCUGUCAUCCACAUUUGUACCAGUCACAAGUUUACCUGUGACUUCUACUACUCUGGCAGCUACGGAACGAACUGAGUCAACCCAUAAGUUUAUUACACAAAAGUCUGCUAGCUCUACAGCUUCUUCUAUUUACAGUACUGAGAAACCAACAGCAGAAUCUCCUGAAACACUUUUUUCUGUAGUGCCAGCUUUGAGUAGUUCUCCUCCGUCAACGGAUACAAGUUCAGUAUAUUCCGAAGAAGGUGUUUCAGAUGACCGUAUCACUGAUAUAUAUACUAAAGGGGAUAGUAUAAAUUUCCCUGUGUUCAGCACAAAUAAACCAAUAACAGCACCAACUCGUGAAAGUGCAUCUACUGAAAACAGAAGGAGUACAGCCUCUUCUCUCUUUAGCACAGAGAAACCUAAAACAACAACAGCAUUAUAUGAAAGUGCAACAACUAAUACGUCAAAAUCUACUGUAAAUGCUGCUUCUUCUCUGGACAGCACUGAGAUGGCAUCCAUUACAACAGAAUAUGCUACUGCCAGCACACAUUUGUCACCUACUGAUGGACCAACAUUAAGUACAGGUUUUACUUUGACGGAGGGAGAAAGUCCUGGGAACCAAACCAGUGAGUUGUUCACCUCAGAGCCACCAGUGAUGCCAAGUGUCACAUUUGGAGAAGCAACAGGUGAAACUGAAACCUUUGUGUCAGUCACACCAACCUCUGAUGAGCAGACUUCUUCACAAGAGAGUGAAAUUACUACAGAUACGGAAAGCCCCAUUACUUCUGAAGCAACAGAGCAUCCUGUUUCAGGCUCUGGAAAAGAUGAAGUUGCUGUGGCUGAGCACACAACACAGUCUUCCUAUACAACUAUGUCCUCCCCUGCAGUUGAAGCUUCAGUUAGUGAUCACACUAUUGUUGACUUUACCUCAGUAAGCUCCAGUAGUGAACAUAAGCAAGAUGAAAUCACAUCGAUGUCCACCCCAAUUCCAACAAUUGUAUACCACAGUGUUACGGAUCAACAGGUUGUGAUCAUUACUCCUAGCAGCAGCCAAGCCAACACCGACCAAACUGAACAAACACCUACCAUGGUCCUGCAUGUGUCUAAUCCUUCAACCAGCACAUCCAUCAUAUUCACAGAGGAGGCAAAAGAUGAAGAUGAACUGUUUUCUGCAGUUACAGACAGUAUGAAGGAAGACAACUCCACUCCUGAGCUUAUUACCAAAGAUGAUAUAAUCAUUGAUGCAGAUCAUAUCUCAAUAGUUCCUUCGUCUUCAUUUUACCCAACCAUACAGACAGAAGAAGCCGGAGGUGUGACAGCAAUUACAAUGACACAGAGGUUGGAGGCAACAGAAGAACCAGAGGGUUCAGGGAGUUUUAGUACCACCUUCUUCACCCCUACACCAAUAACUAUACAUGCAACUUCAGCAACUGACUCAUCUCUAGCCUCAACAUCUUCUGAAUAUCUACUGUCCCCUUCAGUAUCAUCACCUGUAGAAGGGGUUUCUACAGUCGAGACAUCCAGUGAAGAGAAAGUCACACUGUCACCACAGGCCACUCUAGGUACUGCUGUAUCCACAAAGUCAAGCUCUGAAGAGAGCUAUGAUUUAACAACGCCACAUACAAUUGUUUCUACUGAGACUCAUACCAAACCAGAUCCAGAGCUACCUCAUGAUGAUUUAUCAAGAGAGGACACUACUGAUAAUGCCACCGAGAUUUCCACCUCUUUGCCUUCACAAACAUUAACAGCUGACACAAGUAUUGUCACUCCAGUGUCCAGUGAGGAAUAUAUGUCCAGCACUGCUGAAAAAGAUAAAUCCAUGACCUCCUCACCCACCGCCAUAACAUCCACAGCUCACAUCAUAAAUGAUGAAACUUCAGACUCAUCCAUUUUGACACAAACCACAGUACCUUCAGUUACUGUCACGCCAUACACACCAGUAUCCACUGAACCUGGUACAGUGAACGCAACUAGUGAAGCUGCUGCUGAUGAUGACUUUUCAGUGGAAACCUUGGAGACAAUUUCAGCGUCCUCUAUGGAUGGAUCAACAGCACCUGAAAUCCCAGUAACCUCUACAGUCUCUUCAGUGUUUAGUACAGUAACAGAGCCUGUGACACAAGAAAAGGCUCCUCUGCACAGUACAAUGAAAGUGGACCAAAUGUCAUCCACAGCAACAGUAUCUCCUUCCUACCAUCCUGAUGAAUUUUCAAUGGCAAGCAUCACAGAUGUUGCAGGUGUGGGAGCCUCUGGAGCCUCAGAUACCACAUCUGCACCAUCUGACUCAGUGACAUCUGAAACUGUACAAACUCCAGUAUCCCUUUUGUUAAGCACACAAAAGCCCAGCACAAUCACACAAAAGGAUGACAAUCAAACCAUAGAGACAGAGAAACUGUCAUUGUCAGAAUCAGUUUCAUUCUCUACCACUGGAGUAAUGCCAACAACAGUACAUGAAGAAUCCCUCAAUAUGUCCACAGUUCCUGAUCUGCAAAGCACUUCAAAGCCCAAUGUCAUGGUUCAGUUUGUCACCACUUUUGCCUCCGAACCAUUUACAAAACAACCUGACGGGACCUUCCAGCAAGCCAGGUCUGAGAUUACGUUCACUCAUCAUCCCCACAUUGACAUCUCUGAGAAAACAGUGUUGGCCACAACCAGCCCAAUGUCAUCUAGUCAGGAGUCAAGCCAGGACUUAAACCCUAGUGAUGCGACUCCCCAGGCUGAAGUUAGAACAGCUGAAGCAUCAAGUCGAGCAUCUGUAACCAAAGGAGUUUCAACUGAUGCUGAAGGUGGCUUGGACAAAGAUGGAGAACUUCAGGAAACAUAUACUUAUUCUGGAAUAACUUCCCCUCCUAUGGAAAAAGACACACAGCCUUCUGAGGUUGAGUUGACAACUCCACAACUUGCUACUGACAAAAAACCCGAUGAAGAAACUGUAAUUGUUCAGACAACAUCUUCUAGAGUGUCACAGAGUUCAAGUGAACAAACUACAGAGGAAACAACUUUUUCACCUUCAGUACAAGGAAAAAAUGCUCCAUCUCCAAAGACAUCAACUUCUUUUGAGUCAGGACCAACAGAUUCUAAAAAUGAGGAGGCACAAGAUGCAGACCUAACAAGCACCCAUCAACCCACUGACAUUACCCAGACUGCAGAAAUCUCUACAAACUCAGAGACAAAAAUAUUGGCCACCACAGUACCUGCUGAAUACAUUUCCUCUGAGCCCACUUCAAAUGUGCUCUCAGCAACAGCAUCAUCACAGCCUGAUGUUAUGGUCCAAUUUGACACAACUGUGUCUCCUGUACAACCCCUAACAACUCCCCAGAAGUCAUCUGAACAAGUCAAGUCGGAGAUCACACUAACACACCGCCCUCACACGGAUCUUUCUUCUCUGGAUGUAUCGCUGAUCACAACUCACCCUAUGCUUCCAAGUCACGAAGCAAGCCAAGAGACAGAGAUAGAGACCGCAAGUGGUGAGGUCCCUGACCCAUUUCCAGAUACAAAUUUCCAAAUACCACUCAACAAUUAUGAGUUCACAGAUUAUCCAUCCCCAGAUUAUGAGUCACCAGACAACCAUGGACUUCAAUCACAACCUAACCCCGAUGAAAUGCCAGGCAGAGAAACAGUGGUCAUUACUACACUACCUGAUGUUUCUGAAACACCUGAGAAUCCACCUUUUAAUUCUGUGAACAGUUCUGAAAGUACCUCAGAAGAAAAUCCAACCAAACCACCUGUAGUAGCAGAAGCUAUCACUGUCAUGGCAUUAACUCCCAUCAGUACAGCGUCAGUCUCUAGCUCUGAGAGUGGUUCAGAAAGCAACAGCAGCUCAGAGGAAAGCGUGACUACAGCAAGCAUUGUUAAGCUGGAUGAUGGUGAGGUUGAGAACCACAGCUCCAAGCCUCAGUCUGUCACUACAAAGUCACCUUCCAUCCCUGACACUGGGACUGAAAGUGGAUCUGUCAACUCUGAGACUGUAUCUGUCAGCUCUGAUGGUGUAUCUGAAGAGUUUGUGACUACAAAGAUACCAAAGGUCAACAGUGUGGAACAACAGCCUCUAUCCCCAGAUGAAAUUCAGACUGUAUUCAAGGUAGAUGCUACGACAUCUUCAAAGAUGGAGCCUGUUAGUGCUGAUAGCAGUACUGAGGAAGAGGAAGUUGUGAGCAAAAUUAACACAGAUGUCUCUCUUCACACUGAAAUACCAACAAGGAAUGCACACACAGAGUUCACGACAAUGUCACCAGUUCAAGCACAAAGCCAGCUGGGGUUGGUUACACCCAAAACCACCACACCAUCAUCUUUUUCUGAAAAAAAUGAUGAACUUGACAGUGACUCAACUGCACCUCCAUCACUUGUUGAAGAACAACCACCAAUGAACGAGGGCACAACAACUGUCCCUCCUGAUACAGGACUUGAUUUGGGGCACACAGUUGUCGGCGAGACUGUUGAAAUUCCCGGAAUUCACUCAUGUACCGAGAACAUUUGUUUGAACGGCGGAUCUUGCUUCAAGACUGGCAGCGUCCAAGCAUGCAGCUGUGCUCCUGGUUACACUGGUGAUAGAUGUGAAACAGAUGUUGACGAGUGUCAGUCAAACCCCUGCCGCAAUGGAGGAACAUGUGUUGAUGGGGUGGCUUGCUUCACAUGUGUGUGCCUUCCAAGCUACUCUGGGCUGUAUUGUGAGGAGGAUACAGAAGACUGUGACUAUGGCUGGCAUAAAUUUCAGGGGCACUGCUACCGGUACUUCCCCCACAGGAGAAACUGGGACACAGCGGAGAGAGAGUGCCGCAUGCAGGGUGCUCAUCUCUCCAGCAUCUUGUCCCAUGAGGAGCAACAGUUUGUCAACCGUCUUGGACAGGACUACCAGUGGAUCGGCCUGAAUGAUAAGAUGUAUGACAGUGACUUCCGCUGGACUGAUGGCAGCCCUAUGCAAUAUGAAAACUGGAGACCCAACCAGCCCGACAGUUUCUUCUCUUCUGGCGAGGACUGUGUCGUGAUGAUAUGGCAUGAGGACGGCCAGUGGAACGAUGUUCCUUGCAACUAUCAUCUCACCUUCACCUGCAAAAAGGGCACAGUGGCCUGUAGUCAGCCUCCUUUGGUGGAGAACGCCCGUACCUUUGGUAAGAAGCGUGAGAGGUAUGAGAUUAACUCGCUGGUGAGGUACCAGUGCCGGCAAGGCUUUAUUCAGAGGCACAUCCCAACAAUCCGCUGUCGUGGGGAUGGACGAUGGGAUAUCCCUAAAAUCACCUGCAUGAACCCAUCGGGCUACCAAAGGACCUUUAUCAGAAGACAUCAACACAAUAGUCUCUACAGCAUCAACAACUUCAAAAAAUGGCAGGAUGAGCCCUUCCGCUUUCACCACCAGCGCUACCGGGGAAGGAGAGACAGAACUGAAAAUAAGCGGAAGAGACAGUGAAUGCCAAAAAAGCAUGGCACAGCUUCCCAAAGACGAGAACACAUGCCUGAUGCUUGUGUGGAGAGACGCAAAGGAAAAUAAAGCACAAGAGAAAACUCAUUAAAGAAACCAAGAGGAUAACCUGCAGUUUUCUUGCAUUUUGGAUAACGAUGGAAUCUUAUGAAGUGCCUUUUAUAGACGUUGACUUUUCUUAUCAAGGGGCACUGUUUUAUAACAGUGUCAAUGUGGAUUCAGAAACCUUUCAGCUGGCUACUGGAAAAGAAAAAAAAAUACUGUCAUCAUUCUUUUUUUAAACUGUUUUUUUUCUAUGUCCUGAGCUCAUCAAAUAAUACAUUCGUUACUGUUUUCUAAUACCUUUGUACACCAGCUGUGCUAUUUAAAAUCACUGCGAGUGUUCCUUAUUCCUAGAAAGAAAUCUGUUGUGAAAUUAUAGCGCUUAUGUUAUGUAAAGAAAAUCAAUUAAGUUGUCGUGCUGUUUUAAGCUGGACUUCCUUCUAAUGAGCAUGCAUGCAUAUGCAUUUAUAAUGAAGUCCUCAGACUUUUAACUAUGUUUAAUGUAUGUCAAGAGAGCCACAUGUGGCUUCUCAGAACACAAACAGAGGUGAUUAUGCAAAGGACUCAUACUCUAGUUUACAUUAUUUAAAUAUUGUAUCACAUACAUAGAACUAUAAACUUUUGUACUGAAUCUUUCUCCGGUCUUCAAUCCUAAUCAACAGAGGCACCCAUCAUAUACUGAAACAUGGUUUCAAAGCUUUGUUUGUGAUCGUAUUUCAGAUUCCAGAUGAAUAAUUCGCAAAAGUCUGAAGUUUCAGCAAAUCGCUGAGUUAUCAGCUGGAGAUUUUUCUUUGUGGUGGCAGCUUUCAAAAUAUAAAAUGACCACCUUUCAAUCGCUCCUGCCUUCAUUGGAUGUAAUCGAUGUCAAGUUUAAUGUUUGUAGAGAGAUUUCUAAAGAGAGGAUCUUUAAAAUGUUAUUUCUUUUGUAUGGUACAAUUUAAUAUGAAAGAUUGCUCUCUAAGUACUUAUCGACAAAGCCUUUAUCCACAGAUGGAAAUUGAUCCAUGAACUAUUUUAAAAUGAAAGAAGGGAAGUGUGGCUCCAGUAGCCUGUAUUUUCUGCUCGUGUAUGUUCAGCGCAUCACUUACAGUUAGUUGCUGCAGCACGUUUACAAUAACUGUAGUGCUGUUCAUAAUCUCACACCAAAGAAUCUUGCUCUCAUACGUUGCUGUUGUGCUGUAGCUCAUCAUAGUUUUCUAACUAACGCUUUUUCUUCACUCAACUUUUGUGUUAUUGUGGUCAAUUAAAAUCACACAUUGAGAGAAUGUAUUUUGUGAAACACUCAAAAAAAAAAAAGACUUGAACGUAACAGCUGUUUAGGCAGACAUGCAUAUAAUUUAUUUUCAAGCUGCUCUUGAUCUCCUUACUUGUUUCAUACUGAAAGGUAAAAUAUGAUGCUGUCACUUGGCCCAGCAGUGCUCUUCAUAUAUAUUUUAUCGUAUGUUCAACAGGAGACCAGCCACACUCACAGACUGUCUAAAUGGGAUGCAUUAAGGAUGAAAAAUGACCUGAUAUGCAAGACGUCGAUUUACAUGUUUUUACAUCUUUAAUGCCGACGGUGGACCAAAGAACACGGAGGACCACAUCAGCAAUAAUCUGCAAUAAUUUUGUUCUGUAACAUUAACAAAACAUUUGUACAUGUGGAUGGUAACACGUUUCUCCAGCAUUUUUUUUUUAAUUUUUUAAAUGGGGAAAUGUUAUUUUGUUGUGCCUGUGAAUGUCUGUGUGUGUGUUUUUUUAGCCCUAAUGUGCACAUAAUAUCAUUUUAUAUUUAUAACUUUUAUUUUAUUAUUUUUUUUUAAUUUUACAAUGUGAAUGUCUGGGAUGUUUGUGAAUUAUUUUUGAAAAAGAUCAAACUGUUUUUUUUUUGUUUUUUUUCCUGUUUUA
Molecule: messenger RNA, 7752 nt
Organism: Stegastes partitus (bicolor damselfish)
Lineage: Eukaryota; Metazoa; Chordata; Actinopteri; Pomacentridae
Product: versican core protein-like
Exons: 8
Coding region: 133-5811 (1892 amino acids)
Biological process (GO): positive regulation of neuroblast proliferation; glial cell differentiation; skeletal system development
Cellular component (GO): perineuronal net; synapse
Molecular function (GO): calcium ion binding
Source: RefSeq, a predicted model, not a curated record